Chara braunii is the source of this 756-nucleotide messenger RNA. The record is from the annotation of a GenBank genome assembly. NCBI's taxonomy places the organism in Eukaryota, Viridiplantae, Streptophyta, Charophyceae, Charales, Characeae.
GCGGUAAUUACCAAAGUAGUGGCUGGCUGCGAAACAGGGUGUCUGCUCUGGAAGCACAAGUGGCAGAAAUGAAGGCUCGGCACGAUGCUGAGAUUGCACGGGAGAAGGAGAAGAAGGAUGAAGAGGAGAAGAUGAAGAAACAACGGGAAGAUGAUGAGAAGCGAUUGAGAGAAAAGAAAGAUAGGGAGGAAUUUCACAUGGCAAUUAGCGAGACAAUGACGAGUAAAUUAGAUCUAAUGUGCGAAAUUUUGCUUGGAAAGAAAGGGAGGGAGGCGGAUGAAGGUGUGACGAAGCUUCGGGUGGAGAUUGGGGAGCUGAAUAAACGCAUACAGGAGCACGCCGGUACAUCGAGCUCAACGAGAGCUACGUUAGAAAUGGACACGAUGAAACGGUUACGAAGAGAGCAAGAGGAGAGACUGAAGAUGGAAAGACGAUUGGCUGCGCUUGAGAUGGAGACGGUGGAUUUGCGGAAGUCGAAAGAUGAUGCACAGGCGCAGGAUGAGUUGUGGAAGGAAGAAGCUCUGAGGCCGGGCAGCAAGCGUACAUGUCGAGGGCUGGCAGCUACACCUAGCCCCUGUCGUCGUGGGACUCCGGUGAAAGCACCACAAGCAACCGUGAUCAGAGAUGAGUAUCUGAAAGAGGUGGUUGAGCGGCAUGCGAUGGAGUUGGCAGCGCUGCGAUAAGCAAGGGCAAAGGAGCUAAAUGGGCGAAGAGAAGCUGAACAAGAGUUGGAAAAAAUGAAGGAGUCGUUGGCUC